ACCGAGCCCGGGCCGCGGGCGGCGUGGGAGCGACUUCGCCCUCCGUCCUGCCAAAUUCGCAUGAGAAAAGGGCACGGUUUUUCCGACGGGGAUUCCUGACUGCGGCUCUCCCGGCCGUGGCGGCGGAAGUACUCGCGCCGGAAAACCCGGCGCCCACGGCUAAGCCUUGGAAGUUUUGCUUUGGGCUGGGACCGCGCUGGUGUAGUCGCUGCCGGAUUUGCAGGCUUCCCCGCGCAGCUCUUUCCUCGUUCCCCCUGCCCCCACCUGCAGAAACGUGGCACCAUCUGACCUCGCGCCUGCUGUUCGUACUUGUAUCUGCUGAUCGCCCCGCGUGCAGCCGACCUCCAGGAGGGCUUUGCUUUGGGCACGAAGAUGCCCUCAGAAGUCUCCAGUUUACACUCCAGCAGAAGCCAGGCAGGAUGGCUGUGGACACAAGAAAGUCUGCUGGCCAGUUGUCCGAAGCCGGAUGGGUCAGCAGCAGGGGCCUGAGAUGGUGAAAGUGGAGUUGGAGGAGGACCACCCCAGGGAUCAGGCUCUCAGCCUUCCAGAGGACCAGCCCCCUGCUUGGGAGAUUUUCAGGCAACAGUUCAAACACUUCUGCUACCAGCGUUCCCUUGGACCCCGUCUGGCCCCGAGCCGGCUCCGGGAGCUCUGCCGUCAGUGGCUGCGGCCCGAGACGCACAGCAAGGAGCAGAUCGUGGAGCUGCUGGUGCUGGAGCAGUUCCUGACCAUCCUGCCCGAGGACCUGCAGGCCCGGGUGCGGGAGCGGCAUCCAGAGAGCAGAGAGCAGGCAGUGACCAUGCUGGAGGAUCUGGAAAGAAAGAGAAAUGUACAAGUAGGAAGACACUGGUCUGAUAUGGUUGCGGAAAGCUUGGAACAAAACAUUCUCAGUUGUGGAACUCAGAGAACAAUGGGAAAACCCAGCAUUCAGCAGGGAACUGAGCUUCUUGCUAAGCCAGCCCAGUAAAGAGGGAAGGCGGGGAACAGCAGAUUCCUGGAUGGUGAGCAAGGAUACUGAAGGCAUUCUGUAUUUCAGAGAGAAUGAGGAGCAUCAUGCUCCUUACUUUACAGGUCACUCAACUCACAGCAACAAAGAAGUAGGUGAAAUCAUUCCCAAUUUGCACACAUGGAAAACUAAGUUCAGAGAGGUUGGGUAACUUGGCCAAGACCACACAGCCAACAGUGAAAUGACAGAAACAACACCUGAUCGAAUUUUGCUUUCUGGCUGCUUCUCAGUGCCCCAGAAGGUGUAAACCCAUGCUCUGGAACAGGAAAUCCUUUUGCAGACAGUGACCCUUCAGACACUAGAUGAAGAAUCUUCAUACACAUGGGUUCAGCCCCCAGUGAUCCAGUUCAAGGGCAAAGGACCUGAGCCCCAACCAUCAGAGGAAGGAGGUGAGGCAAGAAUUUCUCUAGGGAAUUUGGACUGAAAUGACCUCUGAGUUGAAUUUUUUUUGGAGUGUGACACUAAUUCCUUGUGACAAGGGUUAUUGAAGAACAUGACAAAGGUGACAUUUAGGGUAAUAAUGAUUAAAAGGUAGUAAGUCCUUUCAGAGCAGCUUCAGCAUGGUCAGUUUUAAAUAUCCAUAUUUGAAUUUUCUACAUAUGGUCUAGUAGCGAAUGUUAUUUCAAGUAUUUUGAUGCUUACAUCCUUCAGUAGAUACAGAUAGGAUAUUAACACUGUAAAACUGUACUGACUUUCCUGAAAGUUACCCUUUAUUAUUACCAGAGAAGUAUAUAUGCAUUGUACAAAGUUAGAAAAUACAUAAAAGCAACAUAAGAAA
Leptonychotes weddellii (Weddell seal) is the source of this 1784-nucleotide messenger RNA. The record is from RefSeq and is a predicted model, not a curated record. NCBI's taxonomy places the organism in Eukaryota, Metazoa, Chordata, Mammalia, Carnivora, Phocidae.